Messenger RNA from Lepus europaeus (European hare), 4426 nucleotides. It is a transcript of the gene ABCB4, whose product is annotated as ATP binding cassette subfamily B member 4. Bases 140 to 3982 code for a protein of 1280 amino acids. Gene Ontology annotation, biological process: transmembrane transport. Gene Ontology annotation, molecular function: ABC-type transporter activity; ATP hydrolysis activity; ATP binding. Lineage: Eukaryota; Metazoa; Chordata; Mammalia; Lagomorpha; Leporidae. The transcript is spliced from 28 exons. The record is from RefSeq and is a predicted model, not a curated record. Gene Ontology annotation, cellular component: membrane.
CGGCGGGAGGUGUCGCUGGGGCCGGACGCGUGCGGGGAGCGGGGCGGGGACGGAGCCGCGGCGGGCAAAGUCCAGAGCCCACGGCCGCCGCAGCCGUGCGCCCGGCGGCUCGCAGAGACGCUCGAGGUCCGAGGCCGAGAUGGAGCUGGAGGCUGUGCGGAACGGCAGCGCCCGGCGCCCCUGGACAGCCGAGGGCGACUUCGGAGUGGGCGGCAGCAGCAACCAAGACAGGAAGAAAAUGAAGAAAGUGAAUUUGAUUGGACCGUUAACGUUGUUUCGAUACUCUGAUUGGCAGGAUAAAUUGUUUAUGUUGCUGGGCACCAUCAUGGCCAUAGCUCAUGGAUCAGGUCUUCCCCUCAUGAUGAUCGUGUUUGGCGAAAUGACUGAUAAAUUUGUUAACACUGCAGAAAACUUCUCCUUUCCAGUGAAUUUUUCAUUGUCGCUGCUAAAUCCAGGCAGAAUUCUGGAAGAAGAAAUGACUAGAUAUGCGUACUACUACUCAGGAUUAGGUGCCGGAGUUCUCCUCGCUGCCUAUAUACAAGUUUCGUUUUGGACUUUGGCAGCUGGCCGACAGAUUAAAAAAAUUAGGCAAAAAUUUUUUCAUGCUAUUCUACGACAGGAAAUAGGCUGGUUUGACAUCAAUGACACCGCUGAACUCAACACACGGCUAACAGAUGACAUCUCCAGAAUCAGUGAAGGAAUUGGUGACAAGGUUGGAAUGUUCUUUCAAGCAGUAGCCACGUUUUUUGCAGGAUUCAUAGUGGGGUUCAUCAGAGGCUGGAAGCUCACCCUUGUGAUAAUGGCCAUCAGCCCCAUCCUGGGGCUCUCUGCAGCUGUUUGGGCAAAGAUACUGUCGGCCUUCAGUGACAAAGAACUAGCUGCCUAUGCAAAAGCAGGUGCCGUGGCAGAGGAGGCUCUGGGCGCCAUCAGGACCGUGAUAGCUUUCGGGGGCCAAAACAAAGAGCUGGAAAGGUAUCAGAAACAUUUGGAAAAUGCCAAAAAGAUUGGAAUUAAGAAAGCCAUUUCAGCAAACAUUUCCAUGGGCAUUGCCUUCCUGUUGAUCUAUGCCUCGUACGCACUAGCCUUCUGGUAUGGAUCUACUCUAGUUAUAUCCAAAGAAUACACCAUUGGAAAUGCAAUGACAGUCUUUUUUUCGAUCCUAAUUGGAGCUUUUAGUGUUGGUCAGGCUGCCCCGUGUAUCGAUGCUUUUGCCAAUGCGAGAGGAGCAGCAUAUGCGAUCUUCAAUGUUAUUGACAGCAAUCCUAAAAUUGACAGUUUUUCAGAGAGAGGACACAAACCAGACAGCAUCAAAGGGAAUUUGGAGUUCAAUGAUGUUCAUUUUUCUUAUCCAUCUCGAGCUAAUGUCAAGAUCUUGAAGGGCCUCAACCUGAAGGUGCAGAGCGGGCAGACGGUGGCCCUGGUGGGGAGCAGCGGCUGUGGGAAGAGCACGACCGUCCAGCUGAUGCAGAGGCUCUACGACCCCACAGAGGGUACGAUUAACAUCGACGGGCAGGAUAUUAGGACCUUAAACGUGAGGUAUCUGAGGGAAAUUAUUGGAGUGGUGAGUCAGGAGCCAGUGCUAUUUUCUACCACAAUUGCUGAAAAUAUUCGUUACGGCCGUGGGAAUGUCACCAUGGAUGAGAUCAAGCAAGCUGUCAAAGAAGCCAAUGCCUAUGAAUUCAUCAUGAAAUUGCCACAGAAAUUCGACACGCUGGUUGGAGAGAGAGGGGCCCAGCUGAGCGGUGGGCAGAAACAGAGGAUCGCCAUUGCCCGUGCCCUGGUUCGCAACCCCAAGAUCCUCCUGCUGGACGAGGCCACCUCAGCCUUGGACACAGAAAGUGAAGCAGAGGUUCAGGCGGCUCUGGAUAAGGCCAGGGAAGGCCGCACCACCAUUGUGAUAGCGCACCGGCUGUCUACCGUCCGAAACGCCGAUGUCAUUGCCGGGUUGGAAGAUGGCGUUGUCGUGGAACAAGGAAGCCACAGCGAGCUGAUGAAGAAGGAAGGAGUGUACUUCAAACUCGUCACCAUGCAGACAUCAGGGAACCAGAUUCAGUCAGAAGAAUAUGAAGUUGAACUAAAUGGUGAAGAGGCUACCACUGCUAUGGCCCCAAAUGGCUGGAAAUCUGGAAUAGUUAGGAAUUCUACCCAUAAAAGCAUUAGAAAUUCACGAAUGCAUCAGAAUGGCCAUGAUACAGAAGACAGUGAACUUGAUGCCACUGUGCCACCGGUGUCAUUCCUGAAGAUCUUGAAACUGAACAAGACCGAAUGGCCCUACUUCGUGGUGGGAACAGUGUGUGCCGUCGCCAACGGGGCUCUCCAGCCGGCCUUUUCAGUCAUAUUCUCUGAGAUGAUCGCGGUUUUUGGCCCCGGGGACGAUGCGGUGAAGCAGCAGAAGUGCAACAUGUUCUCGUUGCUGUUCCUGGGGCUGGGGAUCCUCUCCUUCUUUACUUUCUUCCUUCAGGGCUUCACGUUUGGGAAAGCUGGCGAGAUCCUCACCACGAGGCUGCGGUCGAUGGCUUUCAGAGCCAUGCUGAGGCAGGACAUGAGCUGGUUUGAUGAUCAUAAAAACAGUACUGGUGCACUUUCUACAAGACUUGCCACGGAUGCUGCCCAAGUCCAAGGAGCCACAGGCACCAGGUUGGCCUUGAUCGCCCAGAACACGGCCAACCUUGGCACCGGCAUUAUCAUCUCAUUUAUCUACGGUUGGCAGUUGACCCUUUUGCUGCUGUCGGUUGUUCCGAUUAUUGCUGUGUCAGGAAUUGUUGAAAUGAAGAUGCUGGCCGGAAACGCCAAGAGAGAUAAAAAAGAGCUGGAAGCGGCUGGAAAGAUUGCAGCAGAGGCGAUAGAAAAUAUUAGGACUCUUGUGUCCUUGACCCAGGAAAGAAAAUUUGAAUCUAUGUACGUUGAAAAACUGCGUGGGCCUUACAGGAACUCGGUGCGGAAGGCGCACAUCUACGGGAUUACCUUUAGUAUCUCACAAGCGUUUAUGUAUUUUUCCUAUGCUGGUUGUUUUCGAUUUGGUGCCUACCUCAUUGUGAAUGGACACAUGCGCUUCAGAGAUGUUAUUCUGGUGUUCUCAGCAAUCGUGUUUGGCGCAGUGGCUCUCGGACACGCCAGCUCCUUUGCUCCGGACUACGCCAAAGCCAAGCUCUCUGCAGCCCACUUGUUCAUGCUGUUUGAAAGGCAGCCUUUGAUCGACAGCUACAGCGAGGAGGGGCUGAGGCCUGGUAAGUUUGAAGGCAAUGUGGCAUUCAAUGACGUCGUGUUCAACUACCCGACACGGCCCAACGUGCCGGUGCUGCAGGGGCUGAGCGUGGAGGUGAAGAAGGGCCAGACGCUCGCGCUGGUGGGCAGCAGCGGCUGCGGGAAGAGCACCGUGGUGCAGCUGCUCGAGCGGUUCUACGACCCCAUGACCGGAACAGUGCUCCUAGAUGGUCAAGAAGCAAAGAAACUCAAUGUCCAGUGGCUCAGAGCUCAACUUGGAAUUGUGUCCCAGGAGCCCAUCUUGUUUGACUGCAGUAUUGCUGAGAAUAUUGCCUAUGGGGACAACAGCCGGGCAGUGUCCCAGGAAGAAGUUGUGAGUGCAGCCAAGGCCGCCAACAUACACCCUUUCAUCGAGACGCUACCCCAUAAAUACGAAACCAGAGUGGGAGACAAGGGGACUCAGCUUUCGGGAGGUCAGAAACAGAGGAUUGCCAUUGCCCGAGCCCUCAUCAGACAACCUCAGAUCCUACUCCUGGAUGAAGCUACAUCAGCUCUGGAUACUGAAAGUGAAAAGGUGGUCCAAGAAGCCCUGGACAAGGCCCGGGAGGGCCGCACCUGCAUCGUGAUCGCACACCGCCUGUCCACCAUCCAGAACGCAGACAUGAUAGUGGUGUUGCACAACGGCAGAGUCAAGGAGUGCGGCACUCACCACCAGCUGCUGGCACAGAAAGGCAUCUAUUUUUCGAUGGUCAGUAUUCAGACUGGGACACAGAACUGAUGGACUGUUUGUUACAAUGUAUCUUACAAAUAAACUCAUAAUUCUACUCUCUGACUUAAAGAAGUUUCUGGCUUAAGUCAUCAUAAAAUAUAGGAGUGCUUUAUUCCACAUCAAUUUAGAACAUCCCAUUUGGUGUUUUGAUAUUAUACCAUUUGAAAUUUGAGUGUUAGAAGUGAUACCUGUUUUGAUGAAUUAUAUACAGGUGUAGAAUAGACAGAUGCAGGGAAAAUUCUUACAGUCCUGAAUAGGUGAGUAGAUGACAGGAUAGUUUGAGAAGUUUCCCAACACAAAACCGAAAUAAACUGCUCAGUAGCCUAAUCGCUUCCUUUGUUAAGUUUCUAAAGUGUUCUGUUUUGGAACUGAGGUUUUUUAAAUGAAUGUAUAUCCAGAUUUGUCAUCUGAGAAAAUUAAAUUGCCCUUAGACUAGCUAACUUUGCAAGUAUA